AUGAGCGAAAAACCAGUUCUACUGUUCGUCCACGGAGCAUGGCAUCCCCCCAAAUGCUACGACGCCAUAAAAUCAGCCCUCACCCACCUCAACUACGAAUGCAUAAUCCCCAAGCUCCCCUCCGUAGGCCCUGAAAGCCACGGCGUCACAUGGGAAGCAGACAAAGCCAAGAUAAUCGAAACCGCAGAACCUUUCUUCAACCAAGGUCGCGAAGUCGUUCUAAUCGCUCAUUCCUACGGCGGCAUUCCCGCUACUGCCGCGACUGAAGGUCAAGGCACACAAGAGCGUGCGAAGCGCGGCUUGAAAGGUGGAUUCCAUUCGAUUAUCUUCUUAGCUGCAUUUGCUAUCCCGGUCAAGGGCUGGGAUCUUAUCACCACGUUUGGUGGGGCUUAUCCGCCGUGGUUGCAGGCGGGUGAGAAGUAUACAAAGAAUCAAAUUACUGCGAUGGCGGAGGGGGCGAGGGAGAGUGUGUACAGUGGCUGUACCGAGGACGCGAUAGAUAAAGCUUUGGAGUCUACGGAGCCGCAUUCCCAGGAUGCGUUUGAGACGAGCCUGAACUUUAUCGCUUCGGAUAUUACUAUCCCGAAGACAUAUAUCAUUUGCGAAAAUGACCAGCUUAUCUUAUUGCCUCUUCAAGAAAGGCUUGUUGAGUCAACGCCUGGGAUGAGAUCUGCAAGGCUGGCGGCAGGUCAUAGUCCGUUCGUGGAGAAGACGAAGGAGACAGCAGAAUUAAUCGUCAAGAUUGUUGAGGGUCGAGCGUAA
This is a messenger RNA of Fusarium tjaetaba, 762 nucleotides long. RefSeq lists its product as uncharacterized. The record is from RefSeq and is a predicted model, not a curated record. Lineage: Eukaryota; Fungi; Ascomycota; Sordariomycetes; Hypocreales; Nectriaceae. The transcript is spliced from 2 exons. The coding region runs from base 1 to 762 and encodes 253 amino acids.